AUGGAGCAACAAGACCUCAUAUUGAAAACGAUCGACGAUUUUCACAAGUCGGAGAUUACCCUGGUGGAAUGGGAGACUCCUCUACUUGCGCGCCUGGGAUACCCUCUUGCGCCUAAAGCUGACUUCAUUUUCUUGAUCCCAGACGAACAAAUCCAACAAGCCAACCGCAUCGCUAGUUCUAAUGGUCUCUCAGACGACAAGAAACGCCUUAAUUCCUACCUCUCCGAACAUGCCAAGCGCGGUACUCGUUACGUUUCCGGCGAGCCACCUCGCCGCCUGAUUCUUCUGCCUCUCUCUUGGACGGGUAUUCAGAUGAACGAGCUCACUGCUAUUCCAUCAUCAAGCCCUCGCACAAUCUGGACAGUACCCCUUCCCGUAUUCUGCACCGCCUCUUUACGAAUCAUCAUGCAAGAGGAUCAUCAAAGUUACGCGCGUGCUAUGGCAAUCGCCGAUUUGACCAACGUUGUUGCCUACAGCAUGUUCGACAUGAGCUAUGAGGGUAACUAUAUGAAGUUUCCAGAGGAUGAGUUUGAUGAAAACGGCGAAAUUUCGCAAGAGGACAGACAGAAGAAUAUUGAGGCUGCGAAAGAGAAGGACACUCUGGAAAUGCAGAAUGCUCUCGAAACUAUGAGGGGUUGGAAGCUCACCAGGGAAAGCGAAUGGGCGCGAGAGAUGAUGAUGGAUUUGGUUUCUGGGAAGCGCGAGUAUCGGCGCUUACCUUGCCAGGACGAGAAGAGCAGCAAAUAA
This is a messenger RNA of Fusarium poae, 747 nucleotides long. RefSeq lists its product as uncharacterized. The record is from RefSeq and is a predicted model, not a curated record. Lineage: Eukaryota; Fungi; Ascomycota; Sordariomycetes; Hypocreales; Nectriaceae. The transcript has 2 exons. The coding region runs from base 1 to 747 and encodes 248 amino acids.